UUUGGGUGGCUGUAAAGAGUAGACAUGUAAUUGUUAACUCAGCUAAAGACUUUUAUGAUUGUGCCGUUCAGGAGUGUGAUAAAAUUAAUUUGCUAUAUGUUCCAAGUGAAGCAGUUGAAGAAAAUAAAGCCUUACUUGACCCAAGAUUCAGCAGGUCCCUAGAAAUCACUGGGAUCCAGUCAUACCAUGUGUUUGAGAGAGCAAGUGCUACACAUGUUUAUGCUAAGCGAACAGCUCUUUCAAAGAAAAUUAAGAUCAAAGCUUUAAAAUCUUGUGCCAAUAAGAGGCUAAGAUACCAUGAAGUUUACACUUCUUCAGAGGAUGAAACGGCUCAUGAUGAAGAUGAACCCUGGCCGGAAACCACUGGAAGACAGCAUGUCAGGUGAUCAAUCACUUGACCUGAACUCCAACCCUGUUCAUGAAUCAGAUGAAGUGGAAGAAGGAGACUGGGUGGUUGUCAUUUAUGAUCAAGACUGGUAUCCAGGUAUUGUUGAUAGAAGAGACGAAAACUUUCUGUCAGUCAACUUUAUGAGCAAAACUGGAAACAAAAUUCUUCUGGCCGAGCCCCCCAGACAUUCAGACGGUGGAGGCAGACAACAUUUUGUGCAAAGUGGACUCACCGCCAUUCCCCAUCUCCCAACGUCAUUUCGGCAUGGCCAAAAAUACAUUGAAACAUAUCCAGUCCCUGUAUAGUAAAGUUAAUUGAAUGUUUUGUAAACAUGUAAAGAAUUGUGUAUAAAAAUAGUAAUAAGUUAUGUAUAAGCACAUGUAUGUGAAGAUCUUUAUUUUUUUGCUUAUAAAAAGUUAUUUCUUUUUUAAAAGCAUUUAGAGUCUCAUUCAAUGACCUUUUAGUUACCCAUUAUAGGUACAGUAAUUCAAAACCCUGAAAUAACAAUAAUUAAGGCCACUUUAGCAUAGUGAAAUUAACCCGUCCCGUCCGUUACAAAUAGAUGUCCCGUCCGUUACAGGGUGAAAAAGUAAAUUUAAAACAAAUAAAAAUUUGUAACAAAUAAGUUGUGAUAUGGAAUUGAUAGUUUAAUUUGUAUAAUACAUGAAUUUAUUAUUUUAAGGAAUAUUUAGCCAUGAAUUGAACUGACGUUUUGAAUUAUAUGAAUACGAUUGAAACCUUACUUCCAAACAGCGUCCCGUCCGUUACAUUUAGUAAAAUAUUUGUAAUUCAUAAAAUAAGUACCUACAAAAAAUAUGACUUUGUAUCUCACAAUUCUGGGACUUAAUUCUGUUUAUACUAACAUCACAAUUACAGUUUUAUCCAUUUAUUUGGAUAAUAAAGCCUUCUGAUUAGUGAUAUACCAGUUAGAAU
This is a messenger RNA of Homalodisca vitripennis (glassy-winged sharpshooter), 1321 nucleotides long. RefSeq lists its product as uncharacterized. Lineage: Eukaryota; Metazoa; Arthropoda; Insecta; Hemiptera; Cicadellidae. The record is from RefSeq and is a predicted model, not a curated record. The transcript is spliced from 2 exons. The coding region runs from base 298 to 693 and encodes 131 amino acids.